Molecule: messenger RNA, 1700 nt
Organism: Lactuca saligna
Lineage: Eukaryota; Viridiplantae; Streptophyta; Magnoliopsida; Asterales; Asteraceae
Source: the annotation of a GenBank genome assembly
CCAAUCUGAAAAAACACCUAGAAUCUGCUAAAUGUGAUUUGGACAAAUUCAUACGUGUUAUUGAAAAAGUUGUACAAUCACAAGAAACCGCUAUCAAAGAAACUUUCCCACGCUGCAUAAUCACUUAUAUGCCAAGGUUUAAGGAUCAGAUAUUCGAAGUACUGCGAAAACGUGUUUCAGUGCAUGCUAUGGAUAAAAUAUUGGAAGAGCUUCAUCGGUCAAAAAGAUUUGUACCAACUCCUGAGAAUUGUGGAUGUCAAUUGCGGACAUGUUUUGGAUUACCAUGUGCUCACGAACUUGUGAUGUAUGUCGGUACAGGUUCACCUAUUCCAUUAGAUUCGGUUGAUGCUUUUUGGAGAAAGCUUGAUUUGACGCCUUCUAUAUCUGUGGAAUAUGGUGAUCUUAAUGUUGAUCAUCGUAUGCAAAGGUUUAAAGAGAUAUACAACAAUCAACCAGAUCAUAUCAAAUAUAAUUAUUUAAGGAUAAUGGAGGAGAUAACUGAUCCAUCAACAAAUUUGAUCAAUGAACCUUCGGUUAAGAAAAAUAACCGUGGACGCCCAAAAAUAAAGCGUGACCAACAUCAAAGUCAAGCUCAUCACAGAUACAGUUGUUCAGACUUAAACCAGGAGCUACCAUGGUAUAGUUCAUCCUUUAUGGACUUGAACGAUGAUCCGGCCAGACAUAGUUCAUUCGUCAUGGGUUCGUACGAGGAACCAAUAGGCCAAUGUUCAUACAACAUAAACUUAAACGAGGAACCAAUAGAUACCUUGCCUGUAUCCUUUACCAAUCUCACCCAAUUAGAAUACAUUGACCUUUCUGGUAACAAUCUCAGCGGAAACCUCCCAUCUCAGUUGUGGAGUCUCAAGAACUUGAGGUUUCUGGAUCUUAGCUACAAUCAGUUGACAUGUCCAAUCCUUCAAUCUUUUAAUUACAUGUUCAAUAUCACCCGAUUCGAACACCUUGACCUUUCCUGUAACAGUUUCAUUGGUACCCUGCCAUCUCAGUUGGGGAGGCUCAAAAAUUUAGAAUUUCUGGAUCUUAGCCGAAAUCGGUUAACCAGUCGAAUCCAUCCGUCUUUUGGUUCCAUGAUCAAACUCAAAUUCGUAGACUCUCUUACCUUGAUUUUUCAUCAAACCGUUUGUCGGGGAAUGUAUCCUUUCAAAAUUGGCUUUCUAUGCAACACCUCCAAAAAACACAAAUCCAUCCUCCGUUUGGACAUUCUUUUUCCCAUGAUUGUUGGAUUUUGUUUUUUAGUGAUUGGUUACCGUCGUAAAAAGGCUACCACAGAGAAAAAUCAACCAGAAAUAGAAAAACAUGGAGAUGUGUGCUCAAUAUUAAAUUAUGAUGGGACACUUGCAUUCGAAGACUUCAUCAAGGCAACAGAGGACUUCGACCUCAAAUAUUGCAUUGGAAUCGGAUGCUAUGGAAGUGUUUAUGAAGCGAAACUGCCUAACGGUAAAACAUUUGCUUUGAAGAAACUCCAUCGGUUUGAAGCCAAGCAACCAGCAUUUGACAAGAGUUUCAAGAACGAGAUCCAAGUCUUAACCAACCUAAGGCACAAAAACAUUGUGAAACUCUAUGGCUUUUGUUUGCAUAGCCAAUGCAACUUCCUUAUAUAUGAAUACAUGGAAAAAGGGAGCCUAUUUUGUGCAUUGAAUAACAAUGAAUUCGCUGUCAUAUUGGAUUGGAAGACAGGGUAA